GGAGGGCGGGACUAUGCAGAUGAGGCAGGAGGGCGCGGUUUUCCGCAGCCGGUCGUGGACCGUUGGCAGCGGUAGAGACAACAUGACUUCGACCAGCACUUUCCAGGGCUUGGAGAGCCGACCCAGUUCCAGCAGAGUGCUUAAACCACCAGGUGGUGAUUCAAGUAACAUAUUUGGUGUCCCUGAAGAACCAUCCACCAAACCUCACAAAAUGGCAUCUAAUAUUUUUGGGCCACCAGAAGAAAUCUCUUUGCCAAAAAAAUCCAAUCCUCCAGGUGGAAAAGAGAGUGGGAUUUUCACCGAAGUCAGACCUGAUCCUUCACAGUCAAGUACCAUUUCAACCAGUGGGAAAAACAGUGACAUAUUUGGGGAGCCAGCUCAUUCAACUGCAGCUCAUGCUCAUCCAAAUAAACCAAAGGAUACAAACAUAUUCUCAGGGUAUGAUGAAAAUAACAAAUUGAAAGAACAUGGAGAUCAAGUGAGUGAAAAGAAAGAUGAAGAGAAGCAAAUGAAAGAAAAAUCGAAGGAGCUCACGGUGGACGACCAUGAACCUCGUCUGGGUCCACGCCCACGAUCCCAUAACAAGGUCUCUCAACCUCCUGGCGGCAGAUCCACAUUUUCAUUGUUCUAAGGAUGCUCCUUCCUAAUGAAUCCACUCCAGUUUUCUCUUCCAAAAUUCUGUUUGGAACAGAAGUCAAAUUGUGUACAUUUCUAAUGAGUUGUGCCUAGAAUGUUUGCUGAGUAGUGUUUGAAUACACAGCAUUGUUUGCUCUAUGCAAGAAAAGUUAUGUUGAUUUUAAAAAUAGCUGUUCAUUUCAAUCAGAAUUUGAAGUAUUCUAAAUUUUUUUUUUUAAUGUAUCCUCUGCUAAAGUGGUAUUAGUUUAAGUGUAGUAUAAAAGUGUAGAAAAUAAAGCCAUACCAGUUUGUUCAAGUCCAAACAAAGUACUGAUUGCCAACUGCAUUGCACCUUGAUGUACGUCUUCUGCUGCAGAUUGGGUGUUUUUAAACUUUAUGUUGUGUAAGACUAGGUUUAUUACCUGGGAUCAAAACCACCAUUGAGCCUCAUGCACUUGAAUUUUGUGUUGUGCCCCUAUGAGAAAUUAUUUAAGACUGAAAUUUAUUGGUUUCUAUUAUUGAUUACAUAACCUCCAAAUGCAUUUCUUGUGGAUACUUAAUCGCGUAACAAUGUCUUGGUUUUCCAGGAAUGCAAGAUUUUGUAAAAUCUGCAUUGUUAUCUUCUCAAAGGAUUGAUUGGUAUGAACAAGUUGGUUUGUCUCCAAUCUGUUAUGAACAUUGUUAAACACCACUGCAAAUGGUACACUUGCACUGAAAGGUAGUUUAGUUUAAAAUAUUUAUUUUCCUGAAACACUGGGCAAAAACUUCGCCAAAGCCAUUUUAUAAACUUGUUUUUGUUAAAUAUUUAUAAUUAGACAUGAGAUUGUAAAAUAAUGGCUUUCACAUAUACUGAGAUGAACAGUGUGCUGAAAGUUUGUUUUCUCAGUGCAAUCUUGAAGGUACAAAUUCAUUGAAUGAGGUGUAUUUUCUCAGUUCCAUCCAUCCAUCCAAUACUCAGUUUUUCCACAUGCUCCCGAGGCACACUUCUUAAUACAUGGCCUUCAGCUGCAGCAGCAGAGUUCAAAGUACUCUAAUCCUUUUUUUCUAUUUCAAGUUUCUCCCUGAUGUAAAUCAGUUGUUCCUAAUGAGAGAGCUGUUUCUUUGCUUUUUUAUGCAACCAUCUUUAGAUGCAUAUAACUGGAUGGCAAUAGCCAGAAAAAGAUUUACCUCAAUAAAAUCUAUUUUUUUCGGUGUUUGUAAA
Molecule: messenger RNA, 1816 nt
Organism: Amblyraja radiata (thorny skate)
Lineage: Eukaryota; Metazoa; Chordata; Chondrichthyes; Rajiformes; Rajidae
Gene: jpt2
Product: Jupiter microtubule associated homolog 2
Exons: 5
Coding region: 14-631 (205 amino acids)
Cellular component (GO): nucleus
Source: RefSeq, a predicted model, not a curated record